AUGUUGUUAGCUUUAUUAUUAUUUUCCUCAGUUUUCGAAGCGCUAUGCGACAGUACUGAUGGCGGGAAAGCGCCAAGGAUACUCCUUAAUGAUGGCAACACCAUACCCGUUAUGGGGUUCGGCACGUUUUUAGGUUUUGAUGAGAAAGGACAAAAAGAAGUGAAAGAGAACGAAGUUGAACUUCCAGUGAUGUGGGCUCUUAACUCUGGAUACAGAUUAAUAGACACGGCUGCACUGUAUCACAAUGAGGAACAAAUCGGUAGAAGUGUUCAGAAGUCAUCGGUGCCGAGAGAAAACGUUUUUAUAGUCACCAAGCUUGCUGUAAAUGAACAAAGACAUGUUAUUGACUCUCUACGGGCUUCAUUGGCUCGUCUCAACACGUCAUACGUCGACCUCUAUCUUAUUCAUUUCCCUGUGGCGUUUAAGCCUGACCAUAGCGGCUUCGAUGUUGUGGACUACUUGGACACGUGGGAGGGUAUGGAGGAAGCGAAAAGGCUCGGACUGGCCAAGUCCAUUGGAAUCAGCAACUUUAACAUCAGCCAGAUCGACAGACUCCUUGCCAACUGCGAGAUAAAGCCAGCCGUUUUACAAAUAGAAGUUAACUUAAAUCUGGCGCAAAACGAACUGAUGAAGCGCGCAAAGAAGGAUAACAUAGCUGUAAUGGCAUAUUCGCCAUUUGGGUCUCUAUUCAGCAAAAGCGAUAUCCCGCCGCCUCCAAGGAAGGACCACCCUGUUCUCGUUCAAAUAGCCAACAAGUACGGGAAGACCACGCCGCAAAUAGUUUUGAGAUAUCUUAUUCAGUACGGUGUUAUUCCAAUCCCUAAAUCAGUUCAUAAGGAACGUGUGGAAGAGAACAUCAACGUAUUUGGCUUUGAAUUGACGCCUGACGAGAUGAAGAAACUUGCUGAGUUCAAUAAGGACUACAGAGUCGUGUGGCCAAGCUUCUGGCAGGAUCAUCCAUACUAUCCUUUCGAGAAAAAAGAUGUGUCCGAUCCAGAUCUUUUUAAAUGGGGUGAAAAGACAGAAUAA
This is a messenger RNA of Parnassius apollo (apollo), 1029 nucleotides long. Lineage: Eukaryota; Metazoa; Arthropoda; Insecta; Lepidoptera; Papilionidae. The record is from the annotation of a GenBank genome assembly.